UUCAUUGACUCAAUUGCGGUUAUAUAGAUUCAGUGCGAUUCGCGGAGCGCCGCCGCGACUUCCUUUUCAUAAUCGUAGGCGAGGGCGAUCGGUCGAAUGCCAAAACACGACAGCAACGACAUAAACUGAAGCAUCCGAUUCUGCAUGAACGCCCCCAACGCACUCGACGCAUGCGACCUUUCGUUCCGCAUGCGCGCUUCCGCACCAACACAUUGCACCGUCCAACGCGCAGUUGGUCAAAAACGCCUUGGUCGGGUCAUUGCCAUGAAAUCCACACGCCGCCAUAAGCUCGGCCAGGGUACCGGCAUCUUCCAAGGCGCAGUUCACAUUUUGCCCAAGAUCAGGACGCAUUCCAUGAUUGGCAUCACCCACCAGAAUGACCCGCCCUCGAACAUACGACUCGAGCGCUUCGUAAAUGGAGACAGGAGCGAGGCUCGUGACUUGUCGUACUAACGCCACUAACGACGGAGGCAUGCCCCAGGACGCGACGGGGUCCGCCAGUCUAGCGGCUUCGGCGGCGAGAUUCGAAUACGGACGGUAGUCGUCGGCUACUUGGAUCUCAGGCGGUUGACUGUGAGUUUCCAUAAUGGCAAAGCAAUAUUCACACGAUGCAGAGUUCAUCAACAGGGCAAAUCGCUUGGGUUGGGGGUCGUUGAAGAAGCUUAGCGUGGUUGAGAUGUUGGUGGUGGCCUGCCAUGCUUCCACGUCACCGGCACUCAUCUCCACCACCCCCAAGUACUCAAUGGCCCCGUGAACGACGCUUUUAAGUGCGAGCCAAACACAAGACGACGCACCGUCGAGUGCACCCCGUCGGCCCCCACCACCACUUCCGAGCCGUCUGCGAACGUCACUACAACCUCCAGGUCGGACUGGCAGACCCUGACGACUUCUUGCCAAAAGGUACUCGUGCAAACGGCUACGCAAGACAUGACACGAGCUCAAUGCUUCGGGGCUGGCGGCAUGCGGCGACGACAAGUCGAAGCUGGCAAUGCAUCGCCAGCCGCCCUUGAUAGUGUAGAACCCUGCCAAUGUUGAAACUCAAGUUCCCUAGGCGACGGACGUCGUCCAGAAGGCCCAUGCGGUGGAGUACAUGCAAGCCAUUCGACUGCAAAGUGAAACCACCAAGACGAGGAGUAGGAGAUGACAGGCCGGUGGUGCACACGGCGAUGCCACCGCCAAGUACAAGCACAUGAAGUGAAGCCCAUGAAGCGGUCAAUUGGAGAAUAUGAACAGAGUUAGACAAUCAUUCAAUUCGAAAUCGCUCUCCGCUGGUUA
Aphanomyces astaci is the source of this 1275-nucleotide messenger RNA. RefSeq lists its product as hypothetical. The record is from RefSeq and is a predicted model, not a curated record. NCBI's taxonomy places the organism in Eukaryota, Oomycota, Saprolegniomycetes, Saprolegniales, Verrucalvaceae. The coding region runs from base 145 to 453 and encodes 102 amino acids. The transcript has 2 exons.